AUGGAUGAGACUUCGUCCGUGAGGCGACGUCUUCAUUCUUCCGAGGAGAGUGCAACCCACACAGGUUGUAGAGAUUUCAUCUCGUCAACGAACUCGAUUCAUCCACGUCACAAGCCCGACGACCGAAAUGAAGGUUUCACGGGGAUCUACGGUUCUCUGACGCCAUGGAAAGCAGGAGUUAUCAUGAAGCACAGGCAUGGGCUCGGCGAUUGGGACUGGCUUAAUGAUUGGCAGCGGGCGAACUUUGGCCAUGUAAGCCUCCUAUUGAUCGUUUCUGCGCUGCAACUGCUGAUAGGGCCAUCCAGGGGCGGACCCGCAGCAAUCUUGGUCUCAUACACGUUGGUCGGAUUCACUGUAUACCUGGUUCUUUCUGCGCUUGGCGAAGUCGCUGCAUGGAUGCCAGACCCAUCGACCGUGGCUGACCAGGCGUUUCGCUUCUGUGAUCCAGCGCUAGGCUUCGCCCUCGGCUGGAUAUAUUGGAUGAAAUAUGCUGUGAUCACGGCGAACCAGUUGACAGCUGCAACCCUUGUGAUCUCUCUUUGGCUGGAUACCCAGAAUGUCAAUCCCGGAGUGUGGAUUACAAUCUUCCUCGUGCUGAUCACGGCCGUCAACUAUACUCACCACUCACUGCCAAGCCAGAUCGAGUUUUACAUAUCGAUCAUCAAACUCCUGGUAAUGAGCGGCCUGAUGAUCCUAUCUCUGGUGCUGGUCCUUGGAGGAGGUCCGAACCGUCACCCCACAAGUUUUCAGUAUCGUUUCAGGACAGGGUUUUCCGUGCAGACCAGCGAUAGCGUUGAAGUCUUCUUUCACACGUGUGGGGGACUAUCAUCGGCCACAUUCGCCUAUAUCGGCAGUGAACGAUCGAACAUUCUGGCUCGAUCACCCAACGUACCCCAGGCUAUGAAUCGGGCCAUCAAGUACACGUUCUACCGCAUUCUUAUCCUUCACCUUGUCGGGAUCACGCUGCUGGGCCUGAUCUUACCGUAUCGCACGGUGGGCUUGUUCGGAUUCCGGAUUUCUACCGCAAAAGUGGCCGCGUCUCCGUUUGUGGCCGCAUUGAUCGUGGCGGGGAUUGGCGUCUUGCCCCAUAUACUCAAUGCGUGCAUACUGGUCUUCAUCCUCUCGAUCGCCACCUACGAUCUCUAUCUGGCCACGAGGCACUCUCGGAUUUGGCCCUUCGAAAACGAGCUCCGGUAA
Messenger RNA from Penicillium oxalicum, 1197 nucleotides. RefSeq lists its product as uncharacterized. Lineage: Eukaryota; Fungi; Ascomycota; Eurotiomycetes; Eurotiales; Aspergillaceae. The transcript has 4 exons. Bases 1 to 1197 code for a protein of 398 amino acids. The record is from RefSeq and is a predicted model, not a curated record. Gene Ontology annotation, biological process: amino acid transmembrane transport. Gene Ontology annotation, molecular function: amino acid transmembrane transporter activity. Gene Ontology annotation, cellular component: membrane.